AGUUCACAAAAGUCUGCAUAACUGUCAUAUCGACUGUUUUGUAUUGCGAAAACAAUAAUUGCAUCAAUGGUUUGGUUUGGUAUUUAUUCCAAGUUUAAUAAGAAAAUAUGUGAUAGGUAUUUGACAUAAAAAAUAUUGUUUUAUACCGUUUUUGUAACUAAUAAAAGAUGUGGAAUAUGAUGUGUGACGUUAUGCCUACAAUCUCAGAGGAUAGUAUAUCACAGAGAUCCUCCCAGUUUAGUGGAGAAGAUGCUAACUUUGAGCAGCUUAUGGUAUCCAUGCUUGAUGAAAGGGACAAAUUGAUGGAUAGCUUACGAGAAGCACAGGAGAGGCUUAGUGAAACGGAAAAUAAAUUACAAGAUAUCGAAAAAGAAUGCAACACUCUUCAGAGACAGAUAGCUGCUAAUUUGCCUCAGGAAUUCUCAACAUUAACGAAAGAAUUAACUCAAGCACGUGAGACGCUUUUGGAACGGGAUGACGAAAUUGGGGAGCUCAAAGCAGAGAGAAAUAACACUCGGUUUGUCUUCACAUCUCGCCCUGAGCAGAAGCAAAAAAUCGUCCCGCGCACGUGAAACAGUCAAUUCUACCUAAAAAUCAAUCGGUGCCUAUCACAGAAGCAGUCCAUAUAACAUUAGCCUAUACCUACUGUGCGAUUUAGUGAUGAGUGACGGUGCCCAGCAAAAAGCAACCCAGCUGCGGUUGAACUGUGUUGCUGUUGAUUUUUCGAAAUGCCCCGUAAGACCAUCCAUUCGGGAAGUGGAACAGUUAUUAGAAGUGCAGAUGAAACUCAAUCUGGCUGAAGUGAAAACCCUACAAAUGCAUUAUAUCAAACAUUGCGUGCUGAUUUCGUUCAACAACAUUAACCAAGCUGAGUCAUUCGCCUCGCGAAACAACAUGCAGCACACCGCCGAAUGCGGCAAUGUUAAAUAUAGCAUUCCCGUAUACAUCGAGAACGGCGCUGUAGAAGUUCGUGUCCAUGAUUUGGCUACGCGUACCCCUGACGGCGCGAUUAAAAAAUGCUUGCAAAAAUACGGAGAAGUAGACUCCGUUACACAUGAGACUUGGAGGAAUUUUUUCCCGGGCAUCCCUAACGGUGUUCGUGUGGUGAGAAUGCGUGUGACCAAGCCAAUUCCCUCAUACAUAACCGUCACAGCGUUAGGAAGUGACGAUGUUCUCAUUCAUCAAACAUCACUAGUCACGUACCCAGGGCAAAUUCCUACGUGCCAGUUCUGCACGAAGAAGCUGCACCUCGGAAAACCUUGCGUAGAAACUGUUAAGGAAAACUCAAAUCCAACUGAAAUCAGCACACAACCAUCUUACGCUAAACCACUAACAGCUGCAAAACCAACAUCUAUGGAUCAAGCACCAACAACCAGCAACAACAACAACGAAACGAAUGCCGAUAACGAACAUACUAAAACGAACCUUAAGAGUAAAACACAAACUGGAACAUCCGACUGCGAGCAGCAGGAAAGUAGUACGGAUGAGGACAUGGACGUGAACGAUAACGCGAAAGACAAACGAAAUGAACCUCAACUUGCAGUGGACAACACUGGCAAUAUUUCGCCCCCUAGAAAAAGGAUCUCAACACGCAGCAGAAAGCUGCGCCUGAACGAGACCAAAAAUUUAACGUAGCUGUUUUUUUUUUAUUUAUUGUAAAAAAACAAACAAUCGGCCUCGUCGAGCUACCGCAUUUGGGCCUAAAUAAAUUAAUUAAUUAUAAAAAAAAAAUUAUAUCGUUUGAGAACAUUUAGAAUUUGAUGCUUCGCGAUGUUUUUGAUAACACAUACUACAUGGGAUAGUGGCAGGACUCAGAGAAUCGCUCAAAUCAGCAUAGGACAACAUCAGUGCUAGAAAUCUCAAACCACAUCAAUGGGAAAGCGAAAAAAUGGCCCAUAAAAUAGACAUACCAACGAAUUAUUGUUAAUGCUCUGUUAAUAAAAUAUCUAAAUUGUGGUGGGAAAACUGAAUUUUC
Topomyia yanbarensis is the source of this 1975-nucleotide messenger RNA. RefSeq lists its product as uncharacterized. Lineage: Eukaryota; Metazoa; Arthropoda; Insecta; Diptera; Culicidae. The transcript is spliced from 4 exons. The record is from RefSeq and is a predicted model, not a curated record. Bases 661 to 1635 code for a protein of 324 amino acids.